Molecule: messenger RNA, 988 nt
Organism: Rhododendron vialii
Lineage: Eukaryota; Viridiplantae; Streptophyta; Magnoliopsida; Ericales; Ericaceae
Product: umecyanin-like
Exons: 2
Coding region: 208-762 (184 amino acids)
Cellular component (GO): plasma membrane
Molecular function (GO): electron transfer activity
Source: RefSeq, a predicted model, not a curated record
GGACUCGUUCUAACUUGUGGAGUCCAGAUCAAUGUCGGCCAACUAUGUGAACAAACCAAUCGCUCUUUAACUUUUCUCUAUAAAUAUCCCCACCUCACACUCCCUUAUUCCCCAGUCUCUCUCACCAUUCCACUACUUAUUCAAAUCUAGAGAGAGAGAGAGAGAGAGAGCAGGGGCAACCUGACCACUAAGAACACACAAAAGGCAAUGGCGAUUGAAUUGAAAUUGUUUGCUGCUUCUUUCAUGUUGGCAGCUGCUCUCCUGCAGGGCUCGGAGGCAGAGACUUCGCACGUGGUGCUUGGCACCUCGGGUUGGAUCGUUCCAUCCGGCGGCUCCGCAGAAUAUGUCACUUGGGCCGCCGCACAAACCUUCGCCGUCGGCGACUUUCUCAUCUUCAACUACGCCACCGGAGCACACGACGUGGCGGAGGUGUCGAAGACGGCGUACGAAGGCUGCACCAGCACUACCACCAUUACCCUCGCAACCACCGGUCCGACCAACAUCACCCUAUCGACAGCCGGCGAGCACUACUACAUCUGCACUGUUGGGUCUCACUGCAACGGGGGCCAGAAGUUAGCCAUCAACGUCACCGCCAGUACCACUACUUCCACCCCGCCACCGCCCGGCACCACCACCGCUUCUCCUCCCCCACCCGGCACCACCUCUUCUCCUCCCCCGCCCUCAAGCGCCGCCACGCCGUUCGCCACUGCCGCCUUGCCUAUGAUCACCUUAUUCUCGAUUGUUUUAGCUAUGUUGCACUAGCUAGAUACUUAAUAGUAAAAACUUUAUAGUAACUACUAGUAAUAUAGAUAUAAUUGAUGUGUGGUUCAGAUUCUGAUUUUGAGUGUGGUGGUUCUGGAUCGGACCACAGCCGAGGUGAAUUUAGACGACACGGUGAUUAUUCUAUGUAUUUAUAUUUUUUGUUUUUAGUUUUCGUGUGCGCAAUUUUGCUAGAGAUUUUGUGCUAAUAAAGCUGAUUUUAUUGUAA